CGGGCGGAGGCGGCGCGGCCCGGCCCGCUCAAGAUGGCGGUGCGGAAGAAGGACGGCGGCCCCAACGUCAAGUACUACGAGGCCUCGGACACCGUCAGCCAGUUCGACAACGUGCGGCUCUGGCUCGGCAAGAACUACAAGAAGUACAUCCAGGCCGAGCCCCCCACCAACAAGUCGCUGUCGAGCCUGGUGGUGCAGCUGCUGCAGUUCCAGGAGGAGGUGUUCGGGAAGCACGUCAGUAACGCGCCCCUCACCAAGCUGCCGAUCAAAUGCUUCCUGGAUUUCAAGGCGGGGGGAGCCCUGUGCCACAUCCUGGCAGCGGCCUAUAAAUUCAAGAGCGACCAAGGAUGGCGGCGUUUCGAUUUCCAGAAUCCCUCGCGGAUGGACCGCAACGUGGAGAUGUUCAUGACCAUCGAGAAAUCCCUGGUGCAGAACAACUGCCUGGCCCGGCCCAACAUCUUCCUGCACCAGGAGAUUGAGCCCAAACUGCUGGGCAAGCUGAAGGACAUCGUCAAGAGGCACCAGGGCACCGUGACCGAGGACAAGAGCAACGCGUCCCACAUUGUCUGCCCUGUCCCCGGGAACCUGGAGGAAGAGGAGUGGGUCCGGCCGGUCAUGAAGCGUGACAAGCAGGUGCUGCUGCACUGGGGCUACUACCCAGACAGCUACGACACCUGGAUCCCCGCCAGCGAGAUCGAGGCGUCCGUGGAGGACGCCCCGACACCGGAGAAGCCUCGGAAGGUCCAUGCCAAGUGGAUCCUGGACACGGACACCUUCAACGAGUGGAUGAACGAGGAGGAUUACGAGGUGACGGACGAGAAGAGCCCCGUCACCCGCAGGAAGAAGAUCUCGGCCAAGACGCUGACGGACGAGGUGAACAGCCCCGACUCGGACCGGCGGGACAAGAAGGGGGGUAACUACAAGAAGCGGAAGCGCUCGCCCUCCCCGUCACCCACCCCUGAGGCCAAGAAGAAGAACGCGAAGAAGGGACCUUCCACCCCCUACAACAAAUCCAAGCGCGGGCACCGCGAGGAGGAGCAGGAGGACCUGACAAAGGACAUGGACGAGCCCUCGCCCGUCCCCAACGUGGAGGAGGUCACCCUGCCCAAAACAGUCAACACCAAGAAGGACUCAGAGUCAGCGCCCGUGAAGGGGGGCACCAUGACAGACCUGGAUGAGCAGGAAGAUGAGAGCAUGGAGACAGCUGGCAAGGACGAGGAGGAGAACGGCACUGGGAGCAAGGGGGAGCAGGCCAAGAACCCCGACCUGCACGAGGACAACGUGACGGAGCAGACCCACCACAUCAUCAUCCCCAGCUACGCCGCCUGGUUCGACUACAACAGCGUCCACGCCAUCGAGCGCCGCGCCCUGCCCGAGUUCUUCAACGGCAAGAAUAAAUCCAAGACCCCCGAAAUAUACCUGGCCUACCGCAACUUCAUGAUCGACACGUACCGGCUGAACCCGCAGGAGUACCUCACCUCCACCGCCUGCCGCCGCAACCUGGCCGGCGACGUCUGUGCCAUCAUGCGGUGGGUGCGGGGCCGGGGGCGGGGGGGAGGUUUGGCACCCUCGUAUUGGCAGGAGACCGGGGCCAGUGGGGCUGGGACCGGUGUGGCACCGCGGUGCUGACGGGGUCAGUGUGGCACCUCAGCACUGACGGGGUCAGUGUGGCACCUCAGCACUGAUGAGGGGUCAGUGUGG
Lepidothrix coronata (blue-crowned manakin) is the source of this 1701-nucleotide messenger RNA. Its product is annotated as SWI/SNF complex subunit SMARCC2-like. The transcript is spliced from 16 exons. Gene Ontology annotation, molecular function: protein binding. Bases 34 to 1629 code for a protein of 531 amino acids. The record is from RefSeq and is a predicted model, not a curated record. Lineage: Eukaryota; Metazoa; Chordata; Aves; Passeriformes; Pipridae.